AUUUCAGGUUGACGGGAGGAGCCACCCGCUGUGCUGGUGGACUGAAUGAAACUCUACAAUGACUGGAAACCAGUGGAUGACCCUUUGUUUGGCUGGGACCUGAGAACAGCAGAUUUAGUGUGUAGACAGUUGGACUGUGGAUCCGCUGUGUCAGCAAAAAUCAAGGACAAUCGCUCCGUAAGACAUGUAUGGAAAAUAAAUGCUUCCAGUGUUCUGUCGGCAUCUGCACUGAGAGACUACAAAUCAGUGACGCCCCAGAAUUCCUCUACCAGCUUGGAGAUCACCUGCUCAGAUUUGCUGUUUCAGCCAAUGAUCUCUGUCUCUCCCUCUAUCGAUGGGAUCUACGAGUCCUCCAACUUCACCAUCAGCUGCUCCAUUAAACCACAGUACCCAGGAGGCUCUUUCCAGCUCACCUUCAACACAUCUAACACAGCAAACGUCUACACCCAGAAAGCUGUGAAUCACACUGCACACUUCCUGUUUCCUGCUGCAAACCAUGGACACCAAGGGAACUAUAGCUGUUCCGUUUUCUCUCAUAAAUUCUCCUCAGUGAGCCAGCCACUCUAUCUCAGUAUCUCAGCCUCUCCAACAGUUUUCAUCGUAAGACUUGUUGGCCUGCUGCUGACCUUGGCAUUGCUUCUUUCUGCCAUUGGUCUCCACAAAAUGACCACCAGGGGGCAGGAGUCAGGACGCCAGGAGAACAUUGAGCUUGACUAUUGCAACCUGCAUCCAGAGCUGAAGGUGGGCCAAAUGAAGAGGAUGUGACUCAGGGAACAGAUCUUUAAAGAGCUAUUCUUUCAACUAUAUCAUUUAACUAUGCUUUUAAAAGAGUACAUCACUGAUUGAACAGACUUUGAUGAUGUUUAAAAUCAGUGGACCCCCCCCUCACGCCACAUUUACAGUGUCAUUCUGCGGGAAACACUGACAUUGUUUAAUUUUCAAAUAACACCAUAUUUUUGUAAUACUGCACAUUGCUGCAGCUCCUCUUUUCACCCAGAGUGCUGAAGGAUUCGUUUUAGUUACGGAGUGAUGCAUCUUGCCUCUACAUGAUCUUUGUUGUGAGUUUCACAUGUGCAGUUCCUAGUUAAGGACUACUAAACAGGGCUUCAGUUCUGCUGGAUGUGUUCCCCUUACCAGCUUAGCAACAUGGACUGGAAAAUUGGCGCUUGGCGAGCGUUAUGACGCGCAUUUUACGGAUGCAAGGGAAACGGCUGGACUACAAACGAGCUGUUUUCAGGCAAUUCAUAGCAAUGUUUUCUGUUGGAGAUGGGAAGAUGAGAUGGACUUUUUCACUUAUAACAUAUUACAUGCACAGAAAAGAUGUAACUCAAUAAAGGAGAGGGAAAAGGCAAAAAUACCACCAUGUUAUCAUCAUGUUCAGACUGAAUGUAAAACGCAUACAAGCUUUUAUUUAAUAUGCUUUACUUCAUUAAUUACCUUGAAUAGUUUUUAUUAAAGGAUUUCACUGUU
Messenger RNA from Micropterus dolomieu (smallmouth bass), 1470 nucleotides. RefSeq lists its product as uncharacterized. The transcript has 4 exons. NCBI's taxonomy places the organism in Eukaryota, Metazoa, Chordata, Actinopteri, Centrarchiformes, Centrarchidae. Bases 46 to 765 code for a protein of 239 amino acids. The record is from RefSeq and is a predicted model, not a curated record. Gene Ontology annotation, cellular component: membrane.